UCUACCUGCGCCACAAUGCUCACUGAACACAGUCUGGAUUCAUCCUGAAGUCUUGGACAGCGGGAUCUGUGUGUCCUGGAAAAUUAUACUUACUGGAAAUUUGCUUCAGAUUGACUUGAGUUACUAACAGACUGGAUACUCACAGUAAAAGUUCACUUUGUCUUUACCAUUGAGUGAAACGAUUAGAGACCAUAAUGAGCCGAAAAACACGACGCUGGAUAUUUCGCAUUUUCCUCUGUCUCGGAAUAAUAUACUUGAAAAUGGGAGGGUUCUCUACUGUAUUGGCGCUGGGAGCGAGCAUUAUAUGCAACAAGAUCCCCGGACUGGCCCCCCGACAGCGGAUCAUCUGUCAGAGCCGGCCGGACGCGAUCAUCGUGAUUGGAGAGGGCGCUCAGAUGGGCAUCAACGAGUGCCAGUUUCAGUUCAAAAGCGGCCGUUGGAACUGCUCCGCGCUCGGCGAGAGGACCGUCUUCGGAAAAGAGUUGAAAGUGGGAAGUAAAGAAGCUGCAUUCACAUACGCCAUCAUCGCGGCAGGAGUGGCCCAUGCUAUAACAGCCGCCUGCACACAGGGCAACCUCAGCGACUGCAGCUGCGACAAAGAGAAGCAGGGGUUCAACGGUCAUAUAGACGGCUGGAAAUGGGGCGGCUGCUCGGCAGACAUCCGUCAUGGCUUGGGCUUCUCCAAGGUGUUUGUGGAUUCUAGAGAGAUAAAACACAGUGCCAGGACACUCAUGAACCUACAUAACAAUGAAGUUGGACGAAAGGUCUUAGAAAGGAACAUGCGUCUGGAGUGUAAAUGUCAUGGUGUAUCUGGAUCAUGCACCACCAGAACCUGCUGGACGACUCUCCCCAAGUUCCGUGAGCUCGGCUUCAUCCUCAAAGACAAAUACACCAACGCUGUCCACGUGGAGCCAGUGAAAGCCACCCGCCACAAACGGCCCACCUUCCUCAAAAUAAAAAAACCCUACUCCUACCGCAAGCCCAUGGACACGGAUCUUGUGUACAUUGAAAAAUCACCCAAUUACUGUGAAGCAGAUCCCGUGACGGGCAGUGUUGGGACUCAGGGUCGGAUUUGCAAUAAAACGCUGAUGCAUCAUCCAGACAGCUGUGAUCUCAUGUGCUGCGGCCGAGGAUACAACACGCAUCAGUAUUCACGCGUGUGGCAGUGCAACUGCAAGUUUCUUUGGUGCUGUUAUGUAAAGUGCAACACUUGUAGCGAGAGGACAGAGGUGUACACGUGUAAAUGAGCAAUUUUUAUGGACUGCUUUACCUUAAGCAUAGUUAUUUUACCUAAAGGAUGACUCAAUAAUGUGGUAUGUUGUUGUGUUGUUUUGCACAAGACCUUACUAAGACAUGCUUCCUUUACUUCAGUGGAAUAUCAUCAAGAUUGUCAAAGCUUUACUCUGGAGAAAGAAUUCAUAAUGAGAAAAAAUGUGCAACUGAAGCAUGUAAAUAAUUUGUGAGGCCACAUAUAUCAGUUUCCAUCUGUCUACUCUAGAUCCAGAGCAUUAUUCCAGUCUGGAGAAUCCUGAGGAUAUCUGGAAUAAAAUAAGGCUCUCUUGCUGUACAUGAUGUAAGACUGAUAACCUGCACCUUGACUUUAACAAUGGAGCUACUGCGACAAGGAUGUCUUGGCAAAAAUGCAAUAAAACUUAGGUGGUUUUUACACUGGGCAAGUUUGCUGCGGUCCGAAUCUGAGCACGAUUGUUCCCUUCGUCCCCUGCAGUGUUGGUCUGGUUUCAGACUCAUGUAUGGUACUGUUGAACCCCGGAGCUUUUACGUCAUCAACUUGUGUCAUCCCAAACGUGCACAUGAUGGAAAGCACAACUCGGGUCACUAUAUUUGUGUGUUUGUUAUUCAUUUUGUGUCAUUAUGCACACCAGAGUGAACAACACUUGCGCCUCUGUGCUUUGCAUGCUGUAAUUCAGCAGUUGCACAUGUCCAGGGGAAGGAGACUAUAUCUAAUGCUCACAAACAAUCUUUUGAGGACACAGCUGGAUGCACGCUCACUCACUCACAUAUAUAAAAGGCACCUCACCUUUUCUGUGUCCCUCAGUGUUUCCCUGCCACUCAUGAUGCACGUGUGUGUGUUUGUUUUUGUGCAACUGAUGAUGUCAUCAUGCGCAUGCACAAGUCAUUUUACAUCCUGAACAAGUGCGGACCUGAAUACAGGUUGCUUUCUCACUCAUGCGAACCACGCUACAGUCCCAGUGCAACCAAACUCAGACCACCUCCUACAGGUAGUCUCGGGUUCUGUACUGCGGUCCACCCCAUGGUCCGCAAAACAGCUUUCAAAUGACCAACUUUUCAUGCGAACCGGGCUCUGUUUUGGACUAAACUGUCAGUGUGAGACACAAUAUUCAGAGAUAUUUAACAAAUACUCCAAUAGAGCACAUCAGUAGGUAUCCAUAAGUAAAAAUCCCAUUCAUUUUAUCUAUAAUGCUUUUUUAGCAAUAAUGUAAACCUUUCAAGACAGAUCUACUAUGGGCUCUGAGGUUGUUAAGUGAUGAUAUACAGUAUAUGCUUCUGUAGAAGCCACAAGUCAGCUUCUUUUAAAAAAAAGAAUAGUUGAUGAUUUCCUGAAGAACUACACUACACAUAAUCCUAAAGAUAGAUUGCCCAAUCAGAGAACUUGCUGUUACCAUGACAACAUUAAUUGCUGCUGCUGCUGCUGCUGCAAAAAAAAAAAAAAAAAAAAAAAAAAAACAGUCUUAGUAUUUUUGUCUUGUUUCCAGACAUCCAAUCAUUCUUAAAAGAAUAUUCUGGGUUCAAAACAAUUUUAGCUCAAUCAACAGCAUUUGUGACGUAAUGCUGAUAACCACAAAAAAUGUAUUUUGACUUGUCACUCUUUGAGGAACUUACAAUGGAAGUGAAUGGGGCCAAACCGUAAACGUUAAAAUAUACUGUCCGUUUCAAAAGUAUAGCCACAAGACGUAAACAACAUGCGUGUUAACAUGAUUUUAGUAUGAUAAAAUCACCCACUAAACUUUUCUGUGCAAACGUAUAUAAAACUUUACAACUUCUGUGCCAUGACAACGUAACGUUGUAAAGUCUAAAACCCUAAAACGGCUGUAAAAAUUACAGUUUAAACAACUUUACAGCUCAAAUAAUACACAAGUUUUAACACAAGAAUUCAUAUAAGUGCUUUUAUAAUAUUAUAAGCUUCACAUUUCUGCCUUUAAACACUCAAAACAUUGUCCCCAUUCACUUUCAUUGUAAGUGUUUCACUGUAACCUCGAUUUUUGAUUUUUUUUAAAGAAAAGGAGGGGUGAGUCAAAAUGUUUUAUGUAAUCAACAAUAUGCCACAAAUGCUGUCGAAUGAGCUUAACUUGUAUUGAACCUGAAAUAUUCCUUUAAAAAGGAUACAUUUACUUGAGAAGCAACAUGACAAUAUAUUUUGUUGUGUUUUCAGAAAAAUCAAACAAAAUGUUACAAUGUUUAUUCAACAAAAAAGGACACACAAAAAAAUCAAUAAUAAUAAUAAUAAUAUUUGCCAAUGGGGUAAGAAAAAAAACGAUUAAAAGGGAAAAUAAAUAGUUUUGCCUUUUUUUUUUUUUUUUUUAAGUAUAAACCCCAUUAAAUUUAGUUAGAUUUCUUUGAAAACAAGACAUAAUAUCUUGUCAUUCUGCUUCUUAAGUAAUUUCUCCUUGUUUUAAGGAUGUUCAAAUUUUUUUUGCCAUAAACUCCCAUUAAGCAUUGUGAAUAACAUAAUUACACUCUCUUAAAACUCUCAUAAAACUACUUAUAUAUAUUUGCAUAUAUUUAAGUAUUUUGCAAUAAACUUAUAUAUAUAUAUAUAUCGUUGUUUAUACUUAUUUUCAAUGAGUCGAUAGUUUAAUUUGGUACCAUUGUUUCUGAUUUGAUUGUGUAAUUUACAAUGCUUAAUGGUAGUAGUACAUUCCUCAAAAAAAUUAAUAAAAGUACACAGAGUUGUAUACGUUUCCUUUUUGUCAGAUUGUUAAAUACUUCUUUGCUUCACAUCAGAGUUUGUAAUGUUAUGAUUGGCUUCAGAGCUGGUUUGUUUGGUUCAUGAUGGCUUAGAACUCCUUAUUGAAUAAUAUUUUUAAAUCCCCAUGGAGUAAAUGAAUGGGAAAAAUACUUUGGAAACCAAGACAUCUGAAAAAGCAACCUAUCACUAUUGCACUGUGUUGUUAAAUUUCUCCAAACAACUGAUUUUAUUUAUUUAUUAAAGCCUAUUGAUAACUGUAAUUCAUGAAAACUUAAGUGGAUGUGGGUAAAAAGCAGCUCUGCAGAAAAAUAAUUUACACUGAACUUUGUAUCUACUGAAAUAAUAGCUUUUAUUAAUUUACAUAAUGCAUUGUUAUGAGACAACAAGUCCCGAUUUCCUGUUUGCUGCUAGUCUGGAAUAAUCACAUUUGCUGUAAUACUGAGAAACUACUGACCACAAACUUUUUGUAACUGGAAUAGUGAUAAACCAGACACGUAGAAUUUACACUGAAAAUAUUGGUAAGAGAGUAUAUUUUUGAAAGAGUAUUUUUAUAUGAAUGUUUUAUUUAUGAUGUCAUGUCUGAAAACUGAAAAAAUACAUUCCAGUUGCAUUAAGCAAUAAUUGUAAUUUGUGGGUGACAAAGUUGAAAUGUGGAUGUUAGUUAUUAAAAUCAAACUUAGAUGG
Molecule: messenger RNA, 4633 nt
Organism: Myxocyprinus asiaticus (Chinese sucker)
Lineage: Eukaryota; Metazoa; Chordata; Actinopteri; Cypriniformes; Catostomidae
Product: protein Wnt-7a-like
Exons: 4
Coding region: 195-1247 (350 amino acids)
Biological process (GO): positive regulation of JNK cascade; cell fate commitment; multicellular organism development
Cellular component (GO): extracellular region
Molecular function (GO): cytokine activity; frizzled binding
Source: RefSeq, a predicted model, not a curated record